Solanum pennellii is the source of this 1252-nucleotide messenger RNA. RefSeq names its product NDR1/HIN1-like protein 13. NCBI's taxonomy places the organism in Eukaryota, Viridiplantae, Streptophyta, Magnoliopsida, Solanales, Solanaceae. The transcript has a single exon. The record is from RefSeq and is a predicted model, not a curated record. Bases 3 to 944 code for a protein of 313 amino acids.
AAAUGUUGUUCUUUAUAGAAACACCAAAAUCGACCUUCUAUCUCUAUGGCCAACUCCAAAUUUCUAUGCAUGUAACCAUAAAUAUUCUUAUAUCGUCACAUUUUUUUUUUCUUGUUCUUCGAUUUCUGUUACGUCCACCCCUCCUCUCCUUUGACAUGGAAGGGCGGACCCCACUCUCCGGGAACGGAAAAAAAAGCAUUAACAAACUUUCUUCGGCAACAUCCCUGCGUUUAGCUUCCCCUUCUGAUCGAUCAUCAGAUACUUUCGUUGUUCAAAUCCCUAAAGAUCAAGUUUAUCGUGUGCCACCACUCGAAAAUGCAACAAUCGUGGAAAAUCGUACACCUAAGGAUAAUGUUCAAAGCAAGAGAAAAAUUGGACGACGUUGUUGUUGGACAUUAUUGGUUAUAUUAAUAUUCGGUAUCAUUAUAGGUAUUAUCAUCGCGAUUAUUCACAUGUUGUAUAUACCUAAAUGUCCUAAAUUUUCCGUUGCUAGUGUCCAUUUCAAGAAUGUCACGGACCCUAAUAAUCGCGAUCAAGGACAAAAAAAUCAACAUCCAAAAUUCGAGUUUGGUUUGAAAGUGAAAAAUGUGAAUGAAAGAAUGGAUGUUUCAUUUGGUGAUGGAAAAACAAAUUUUGUUUACAAGAAAUAUGAUAUAGGACAAGGGAAAUAUCCAUCAAAUUCACAAAAAGGUUUGGGUACAAAUAAUAUUCAUCUUAAUCUUGAUGUUGGUUCAAAUGGGAAAUUGCCUAGUGAUUUGUUAAAAGCACUUGAAGAUGAGAACAAGAAAAUAGUAAUAAUGUCAUUGAUUAUUCAUGUGCCAAUGGAAAUUAAAAGUUGGGUUAAAAAUUUGGACAAAGAUUUGACAAUUACUUGUGAUUUUGAUGCGGAAGAUUUGACAAAGAAAUCCAAGAUUAUGCCUAAUGAGUGUAUAACGGAUUUCUAAAAAUGUAUAGAAACAUGUUUUUGGCAUAUCUAUCGAUCGAAUCAGAGGUUGAGCUCUUGUCGACGGAUCUAAUAAAAAGUGUAUAAUGUAUUUCACUUUAUUUCUAGAUUUACUAGAUAAUGUUUAUUGCUUUUGAAGCAUAGUAUUUUUAUUCGUCAAAGAAUUGAUCAUUUGACAAUAGGGUCGCGGAGUUAGGGGCACAAGGAGGUUCAUCGAAAUACUCCUUUCAUUUUCAUUGUAUAUAAGGUUAAAUUUAUAUUAUAUAUAUUUGUAUAAUGGAUAUUAAAGCUUUUGUAUUUAUUUUUUUA